AUGAUUGAUUUUACAAGGACAAUCAAACGAAUUUUCCAUAAAUGGACAACUAAAGAUGGUAUAAUUGGUGACUAUGACUACAAGUACUUGUUCGCUCCCGAUAUCCCUUUUCUUUCCAAAGAAGCUAAAGUGCAGCCCUUUUUUGGCUUAAAUUCAGAUAUGCCACUUUUAUUAGGAGCUAUCUUGGGAUUACAACAUGCAUUGGCAAUGAUGGCUGGUUUGGUUGUUCCGCCCGUGUUGAUUAGUGUUUCAGCAAAUUUACCAACAGAGACUCAGGAAUAUUUGGUGAGUGCUUCUUUAAUUGUUUCCGGUAUAUUAUCCAUAAUUCAAAUUACUCGUUUCCAUAUUUAUGGAACUCCCUACCAUUUAGGUACUGGGUUGCUUUCAGUUGUUGGCCCUUCAUUUGCUACAAUUACCGUCACUUCAAGUGCAUUUCCCAUGAUGUAUGCUAAUGGUACAUGUCCUACGGCGUCCGAUGGCACUAAAUUACCCUGUCCUGAUGGAUACGGUAUGAUCUUGGCUACCGGUGUCGUUUGUGCCUUGUUGGAAAUAUUGUUGUCGUUCUUGCCCGCUAAAAUUCUUCAAAAGAUGUUUCCUCCUUUGGUUACCGGACCUGUUGUUAUGUUGAUUGGUAUCAAUUUAGUUGAAACUGGUUUGGAAGAUUGGGUAGGUGGAUCAAGCUGUGUACAAGAAACUUGUACCAUGGGUAAAUUCUCCAAGCCGUGGGGCUCAGCCAAUUUUGUUGGUUUAGGUUUUCUUGUCUAUCUUUCCAUUAUAUUGGCAGAGAAGUUUGGUUCACCAAUCAUGAAGAGUUGUGCUGUUAUUUUAGGAUUACUUAUUGGAUGUAUCGUUGCUGCUGCAUGUGGAUACUUUGACUCCAGUCAAAUUGAUGCUGCCAAAGCAGCUAAUUUUAUUUGGACGAAAACUUUUAAAUUAAAAGUGUAUGGACCAAUUGUGUUGCCAUUCUUGGCAGUUUACCUCGUGUUGAUGAUGGAGGCUAUUGGUGAUAUAACCGCUACGUCAGAUGUUUCGCGUUUGGAAGUUGAAGGUGAGGUUUACGAAUCAAGAAUUCAAGGUGGGUUGUUAGCAGAUGGAUGCAAUGGUAUAUUAGCGGGUCUAAUGACAGUUACUCCCAUGUCAGUUUUUGCUCAAAACAAUGGUGUUAUUGCUAUAACAAAGUGUGCCAAUAGAGCCGUUGGUUAUUGGUGUGUGUUCUUUUUAUUGGUUAUGGGAAUUUUCAGCAAAUUUGCAGGUGCCAUUAUAUCGAUUCCUAAACCAGUAUUUGGCGGUAUGACGUCGUUUUUGUUUUGUUCAGUGGCUGUUUCCGGUAUCAAGAUUAUUUCAGGAACUGAGUUUACUAGAAGAGAUAGAUUCAUCUUGACAGCAGCAUUGGUACCUGGUUUGGGUUCAACAUUGGUGUCUGAUUGGUUCAGUUACGUUUUCACUUAUUCCGGUGAUAACAAUGCGUUAUCAGGAUUCUUCGAUGCUAUUGUAUUGGUAAUGGAAACUGGUUUUGCCAUUACUGGGUUUAUCGGAGUUAUACUAAACUUGAUCUUGCCCCAAGUUCAUGAUGAUGUUGAAGAAAUCAAUGAAUUGAUUUUAGAAACUGUUGGUUCUGCUGAUGAACACGCUAGAGAAGAGUACGCCAGAAAGGAAGGAAUCUCACUUGAACAAUUAAAGAGUCAAUUGUCAAAUCCACAUGCUCAAAAUGUCACUAGUCUAAGGUCAUCUGAUGGGGUGCCUGAUUUGCCAUAUCCAAACCAGAAAUAG
Lodderomyces margitis is the source of this 1770-nucleotide messenger RNA. It is a transcript of the gene XUT1, whose product is annotated as Xut1p. Gene Ontology annotation, molecular function: xanthine transmembrane transporter activity. Gene Ontology annotation, cellular component: membrane; fungal-type vacuole. Gene Ontology annotation, biological process: xanthine transport; transmembrane transport. Lineage: Eukaryota; Fungi; Ascomycota; Pichiomycetes; Serinales; Debaryomycetaceae. The transcript has a single exon. The record is from RefSeq and is a predicted model, not a curated record. Bases 1 to 1770 code for a protein of 589 amino acids.